Molecule: messenger RNA, 4497 nt
Organism: Yamadazyma jaroonii
Lineage: Eukaryota; Fungi; Ascomycota; Pichiomycetes; Serinales; Debaryomycetaceae
Source: the annotation of a GenBank genome assembly
AUGCCACCUGUUGCCAUGAAUCUUGAUCUACAUUCAGGUUUAUCCACCAAUACAUCACAAGCUUUCACCCCAAGAACCUAUAAAGCAUCCAAAGGAAGAAAUAUAAACCUUCUGACACAGAAUCUUAAGAUUGGUCACCAAAGAGUCAAUAUCGAUGUAGAUUUACCCAAUAACACCAUUGAUGGAUUAACAGAGAUCACAGUAAUCCCCACCAGUAGUCAUUUGAGGUCGAUUAAGUUGGAUUGUAGGGAAAUGCAAAUUAAAGAAAUCCUUGUAAAUAAUCGUAAAGCCAAUUUCAUCCACAAAGAUUUGUUAUAUAUCAAUGAUGAUACCAUAUUUGAAGAUUCCAUUGAAAAGAAAGUCAUCAAUUUGUUCGAUUUGUAUAAUAAAGAUCUCACCAUUCAUCAACAUCAUUUACUCAGACAAAAGAUUGAUUAUAUAUUUGGAGAAGUUAAUGAGGAUCCAAGACAAGAGAAACAUGAACUACAUCAUGGUAAUACUGAAGAAUUGACUAUUAUCUUACCAGACAAUUUGAAAUUACAUUUAACUGAUCGAAACUCCUUUAACACUCCAUCAUCACAACCAAACACAGUUACUCCAAUGCAUUUGAAAUCUAGGAAUACCCAUACGGAUUAUUAUACUCCAAUUCAAGUUAUCAUCGAAUACGAGGUUAAGAAUCCUAAAAAUGGGAUUAAUUUCAUCACUGAUCUGGAGGUCAAAACCAAUUGGCAUGCUUAUACUGUCAACUCCGAAUAUAAUAUUUCUUCAUCUUCUUGGGUUCCUUGUAUAGACAAUUUAUGGGAGAAAAAUACUUGGACAAUUGAAGUCAAUACCCCAAGAACUGUUAAAGAUAUUGGACAUCCUAUCAUCAUUGGAACUAAAGAAGCCAUAGAAUCUAGGAAGUUGGAAUAUAAGAGACGUAGAAGAGAAGAAAAAUUGAAAAGAAGAGAUGAUGCUAAACAAAAGGGUGAAACCGUAGCUCCAGAAGAUGAAAGUAGUGAUGAUGACGAUUAUGAUGAUGAUGAUGAUGAAUCUCAGGAUUUAAUGGUAGCUACAGGAGAUUUUGUAGAUACAAAAGAAGUUCCUCAUCCAACAGAUUUAUCCAAGAAAACUGUUUCAUGGUCAAUUUAUAAUCCUGUUUGUGCACAUCAUGUUGGAUGGACUAUUGGUUGUUUCCAACCAGUAGACUUACCUGAAUUUGUUGAAGAACAAGAUGAUAAUGAUAUGGCGGAAGAAACUAAUGAAGAAGUUUCAUGUCCUGUUAAGGUCUAUUGUACUCCUGAUCAAAUAGAUAUGGCCAAAAAUACCUGCAUAGCUACAAAAAUGGCCAUAAAGUACUUCCUGAAAGAGUUUGGUUCUUUCCCUUUUAACUCAUAUACCAUGAUCUUCGUUAAAGAUAAUCUUUACCCAAUUGGGAACUUUGCUGGGAUAACUAUUUUCGAUUCGAAGUUAUUGUACCCUUCGAAUUUGAUCGAACCAGCUUAUACUAUCACCCCAUUGGUAAUUAAUGCCAUUGCCAGUCAAUGGAGUGGAAUCAAUAUUACACCACAACAAUUUAAUGAUUUAUGGUGUACCAUCGCCAUAGCAGGGUUCAUGACCUACCAAUUUCUCAAAGUUUUAAUGGGAGCUAACGAAACAAGAUUCAGAAUUAAGAAAGAUAUAGAUAAAUGUGUCCAGCUUGAUGUUGGUAAAAAGCCAGUAGCUCAAUGGUUUUUCAGAUUCCCUAUUUCGGAAAAUGAUCUUGAUUUCAUCAAAUUGAAAUCCCCCUUGAUCUUGAACAUUCUUGAUAAGACCAUGACCAAGUCAGACAAAUCGUUUGGUCUUCAUAGAGUGUUACCUAAAUUGUUCUUACAAGCAAUGUCAGGAGAGUUGGUCAAUAAUACUUUGUCCACUCAACAUUUCCAAUAUGUUUGUGAAAAGGUCAAUAGAAAUCGUUUGGAGACAUUCUUCAAACAAUGGAUUUUCGGUGCUGGGUGUCCUACAUUCAAUGUUUCUCAAAGAUUUAAUAGAAAAAGAGGGAUGAUUGAAGUUGCUGUUAGACAAGUCCAAAUCCAAGAAGCCAAAAAUCAUGUUCCUAAUUUGGACAAUUUUGUCGAUAGUUCUGUGGCCUUAUUGGAUGACGAACCCAAAUUCCCUGUCCAACCUGCUUUCAUAGGUCCUUUAACUAUCAGAGUUCAUGAAGCUGAUGGGACUCCUUAUGAGCAUGUGGUGGAUUUGAAAGAAAGUUAUGUCAAAAUCGAUAUCAACUAUAAUUCCAAAUUCAGAAGAAUGAAGAAACAUAAGGAAGAAGCUGCUGAAGGUGGAACUUAUAGUAGAUUUGGUGAUAUCAUACAAAGUGAUUCUGAACUUACUUCAUGGAAAUUGGUGGAAUGGGCUCCCAUCGAUGAUGAAGAAUUGUAUAAUAAUGCCUUUGAAUGGAUUCGUGUAGAUACCGAUUUCGAAUGGAUAGCUAAAAUCAAUGUGGGACAACCUGAUUAUAUGUUCACUUCCCAAUUACAAUAUGAUAGAGAUGUUGAAGCACAGUUUGAAGCUGUGAAUUUCUUUGGAAGACUGAAAAAUCCUAUAAUUCCAUAUUGUACCACCUUGAUUAGAACCAUUAUGGACUCAAGAUAUUACUAUGGUGUUAGAAUAGGUGCAGCCCAAGCUUUGGCAAGCUUUUCCCGUCCUGAAAAUAAUUUCAUCGGUUUACCAUACUUGAUCAGGGUUUACCAAAAACUAUUUUGUUUCCCCAACAGUACAAUUCCUUUAGCUAAUGAUUUCAGUGAUUUACCAUCAUUUUUAAUCCAGAAAUCGUUUGCCAAUAUCUUUGCUUCUAUCAGAGAUGAUGAGGGACACGUCCCAGCAGCUGCUAAGGAUGUUAUCUUGAACAUGGUUAUUUAUAAUGAGAAUUCGAAUAACAUGUUCCAAGAUUCCUUAUACAUAAGUUCCAUGAUUGAAAGCUUGACUGAUAGUAUCAUAUCCAAGGAAGCUACUCCUGUAAACAAUGUCAAGAUCAAUCCUGAAGAUGAGAUCGAAGAUGAUGAAGAUAGUGAACAUGAGUUCAAUAAGCUUGUAGUCUCAGAAAUCGAAAGACAACAGAAAUUAGAUGAAUGGGUACCUUCUUAUCAUCACAUUAUCUCCACUACAUGUUUAAAACAGAGAGUUAGGUUAGCAUUCUUCGGUAUUACCGACUUACCGUUGGAAGAAUUGAUCUUCUUAUCAUCGAACAAGUAUCAUCCUAAUAUCAGAUUACAAGCUUUCAAAGGUUUGUUGAUUCUUGGUGGGUUGAAAAAUGUUUCCAUCAUGAAAUAUUACCUCAAAACUUGUUUGUUCACUUUUGAAAAUCACAGUUUCAGGUCAAAAUUGAUCGAAAUCUUGGUUGAAGCCAUCAAAAUCGCUGCCAUUCAGGGAACUUGUUCAACUCUUGAUGAUGAGGAAUUCAAGACUCUCGAAAAACUCCUCGAUAUUAGACCAGUUGAUGGAGAUAUCAUUUCAAUAGGAGGAAGACGUGAUUUGUUGGCCAGGACUUCUUUCAAAGGAACUAUUCAACUUUUGAGAAGAAAUUUCGGUAUCGGGAAAGGCCUACAAUAUGUCAUGUGGGAAUUAUUACAUUCUUCAUUGUUGAGUUUAUAUAACAGGAGAUUGUUAUUCACCAUCAGUCAGAUUCUUUACAAGGAAAUUGACUCACUUAUUGUGGACUUGCCUAUUCCAAGUGUUGAGACUAAAGAUUUGACUAAGAAGAUUGUUCUUAAGUAUUUGGGUGAUGGGAAAAUUGUCAUUAAAAGACAAGGAAGAUUCAAGAUUCAAUUACACCCCAAGAUUAUUUUGAACAAGCCAAAAUUAAAGGUCAAAUUGAAUAAUACUCAACCAGAACCUCCUCGUCCUAUGAGAGCUCCAGCUAUGAGGGCUCCCACAGUGAAAGUGCCAGCAGCUAAAUCACCUGUCAAACCACCUCCUGUGAAACCUGCUAAAGAAGUGGCCCCUCCCCCUCCUCCCCCAGUGCAAACAUCCUUGGUAACGAAAACUGGUACAACAGUGAAAUUCACUCUUGGUAGAAGAAACUUGAAAGGAAUUGUCGCCAAAGAUCCUAUCAGAUCAACCUUUACUGUUGGCUCUAAUGGGGUUGUUGUUAAUGGUACAUUUGUAACAAUUCCAAUUGUUGACAAACCCCAUAGAUUCGUUAGGAUUUUGUUGAAACAAAAGAAGGUUAUGAUUUCUAAAGAUCCCUUUAAAGAUACUAUGGCCACAUCUGCUGACGAUAGUGUUGUCAAACCAGAGACCUCAAAAAAUUCUGAACCUUUAAAAGAAACCAAGAAACCUGAACCGGUUGAUACUGAACUCCCUGAAGAAUCAAAUCCUCCAACUAACGGUAAACACAACUUAGACAUAGAAGAAAAAUCAGAUAUCAAACGUAUCAAAAUUAAUGUUCCAAAACUGGAACCCUCUAAUGAACCUGAUGAACCUGAAAAUCCACCUAAACCAAAAAUUAAACUCAAAUUGAGUUUAAAAAGACUGUAG